CUAAAAAAAAGAAAUGAGGCUGUUUGUGUAUUUGUUGGAGGGAAGAAACUUGGGCGUGAAGGAUUCGUACGUGAAAUUGCAGCUCGGGAAGUUCAAGUCCAAGACAAGGAUUUUGAAGAACACCACAGACCCAGUGUGGAAGGAGGAGUUUGUAUUCAGGGCCGGUGAGUUGGGGGAAGAACUGAUUCUGUCUGUUUAUGAGCAUAAUGGGGAUUCCGGGUUGUUCAAUGGGUCGGGGGAUUUAGUGGGUCGAGUCAAGAUUCCGAUUUGGUCUGUUGUUGCAGAGGAGAAUCAGAACUUGCCACCCACUUGGUUCUCCCUUCAAAGACCCAAGAAUGGUAAAUCCAUUGACAGAGAUGAUGGGAAAAUUCUUCUUACACUUUCCUUGCAUGGCAAGGGCCACGAUCUAUCCACUAAUCAUGCUUGUUUUGUACAACCAAGUGUUGGAAGCGAAACUUCUAAGGAUGUGGAUGCGAUAAAAGUUUCUUCUCCCAAAAAAGUUUUGGAAGGGAAACAAUUGAUAAAGUCCAUUGCUGGCCAUUUAGAGAAGUUGUUUGAUAAGAACGAGGAAUCAUCAAAAAGUAAUGAAGAAGGAUCAAAGAAAGAUAAUUCUUCUGAGUUAUCCAGCAUACCUUCAGAUUAUGAAGACAAUGUACAGGAAACCACGAGGAGUCAAACUCAAAGCUUUUGUGAAGCAAUUAAGCUAUUGCAGUCUAGAACUGAAGGGAGAGAAAUGCCAGAAAAUCUGCAGGGGGGAAUUCUUUUGGAUCAGACAUAUGCUCUGCCACCAAAGGAUUUUAAUAUGCUUCUUUUCGCUCCUGAUUCACAGUUUAGGAGGGAGCUUGCGGAGUUGCAGGGUACUAAAGAUGUUCAAGAGGGACCUUGGACUUGGAAAUCGGAUAACAAGUCAUGUUUAACACGGGUGGUGACAUACACAAAGGGAGCAACGAAAUUGGUUAAGUCUGUUCAAGCCACCGAGGAGCAAACAUACCUUAAAGGUGAUGGAAAAGAGUUUGCUGUUCUGGUCGAUGUUAGUACUCCAGAUGUUCCAUAUGGGAGUACUUUCAAAGUUGAAUUGCUAUAUAAUAUAAUGCCUGGGCCAGGGCUACGUUCUGGAGAAGAGUCCACUCACCUUGUAAUAUCCUGGGCGGUUAAGUUUUGCAAAAGCACCAUGAUGAAGACAGUGAUCGAGGGAGGAACUCAGCAGGGAUUAAAGGACAGUUUUUCGGAGUUUUCAAGAUUUCUUGCUCAACACUGUAAAGUAAUAACCUCUGCUGAGGUCUUAGAUAACGGUCAUCUAUUGGCGACUUUGCCAAGCGAACAUCCUUCGGAUUUAGAAUUGGCAAGAGAGUACUUCUGCAAUUUCACUGUAGUCUCCACCGCUUUUCUAGUUUUAUAUUUCUCUAUACACAUUUUAUUAUCCAGAUCAACCCAGCUCCAAGGGUUAGAAUUUCACGGUCUUGACUUGCCAGAUAGUGUGGGUGAAAUUAUCACAUGUGGAAUCCUAGUUCUUCAUUUGGAGCAGGUUUAUCGCAUGAUUGCACAUUUUGUAGAAGCUAGACUGCGAAGAGGAAGUGAUCAUGGAGUCAGAGCACAUGGUGAUGGAUGGGUGCUCACCGUGGCUUUAAUCGAGGGGACAAACUUAGCUUCUCUAGACCCAACGGGAUUUCCAGAUCCAUUUGUGGUCUUUACCUGCAAUGGGAAAUCAAGAACGAGCUCUGUCCAGCUCCAAACUCUCGAUCCUCAGUGGAAUGAGAUACUGGAGUUUGAACCUGCAGAAGAACCACCCUCAAUGUUGGAUGUCGAAGUUUUCGAUUUCGAUGGCCCAUUUGAUCAAGCUCGCUCACUUGGGCACGCUGAAAUCAAUUUCUUGAAGCACACUUCGGCAGAAUUGGCAGAUUUGUGGCUUCCUCUUGGUGGUAAAAUUGCUCAAUCAUCACAGUCAAAGCUGCACUUGAGGAUAUUCUUGAACAACAAUAAUGGAGUUGAGACAAUCAGAGAUAACUUGACAAAGAUGGAAAAAGAAGUUGGAAAGAAGUUGAACCUCCGGUCACCACACAGGAAUUCUACAUUUCAAAAAACAUUCGGAUUGCCUCCUGAAGAAUUUCUAAUCAACGAUUUCUCAUGCUCGCUUAAACGAAAAUUGCCACUGCAGGGGCGGAUCUUUCUAUCGACUAGAAUAGUUGGGUUUUAUGCCAAUUUGUUUGGACACAAAACCAAGUUUUUCUUCCUUUGGGAAGAUAUUGAAGAGAUUAAUGUUCUUCCUCCAUCCUUUUCAACCAUGGGUAGCCCUUCUCUAGUCAUAAUUUUGCACAAAGAUCGGGGCACUGAUGCCAGAAAUGGAGCGAAGUCUAUAGAUGAAGAAGGCAGGCUGCAUUUCUGUUUUCAUUCUUUUGUAUCCUUCGGUGGUGCUAGCAGGACAAUAAUGGCCUUAUGGAAAACGAGGGCAUGUAUACCUGACCAGAAAGCACAAAUUGCAGAAGAGCAGCAGUACAAGGAUGAGAAUAAUGUAUUGCCUGAAGAAACUGGGUCCUAUUUAAUCGUUGAAGAUGUAAGCAUGUCCAAGGUUUAUUCUGUUGAUCUUCCCAUGAAUCAUAAAUCAUUAAUGGAGAUGUUUAAUGGAGGAGACUUGGAACAUAAAGUAAUGAGCAAAUCCGGUUGCCUCAAUUACGUGACAAGUUCGUGGGAGCUUAUUGAACCCGAUGUUUAUGAAAGACGCGUCUCUUACAAACUAAACCGCCUUAUCUCAAUAUUUGGAGUUGAAGUUACUAGCACGCAGCGCAAAUCUGUACAUGCAAAUGAUGCCGGAUGGAUUCUGAACGAGAUUAUGGCCAUUCAUGGUGUCCCGUUUUCUGACCACUACCAAGUCCAGCUUAGAUACAAGGUGGAGAGCUGUUCUGCGGCUCGCAACUCUUGCAGGUGUGAUGUUUAUGUUGGUGUAAUGUGGCUGAAGAACACGAAACUAGAGGACCGAAUAACGAAGAACAUUGUUCGAAAAUUUAGUCAGCGAGUGAAGGAGAUGAUAGAGUUCGUUGGAAGAGAGGUUUUUCUGUCUAGCUAGAAGCAUUAUUGUUGCAAAAUGUUGUCAUUUUUAUGGCAUUCUUGCACAGCCUAUUCUGGCCUUUCUUACACUGGAGAUUAACCCACUUUUGUUUUGUUUUGCUUUUU
Molecule: messenger RNA, 3168 nt
Organism: Ipomoea nil (Japanese morning glory)
Lineage: Eukaryota; Viridiplantae; Streptophyta; Magnoliopsida; Solanales; Convolvulaceae
Product: C2 and GRAM domain-containing protein At5g50170
Exons: 8
Coding region: 14-3061 (1015 amino acids)
Source: RefSeq, a predicted model, not a curated record